UCUCGCUGUGACCACCACUAGCCAGCUCCCACAUCCCUCAGUCAGUCCAUGCAUCGCAGACCUUCACGACACCACAACACACUCACAUUUUGUUGUGGUGACGUCGACGUUCUACCAGCCCCGAUUCUGACUACAAUGGUUAAUACUGUGCUAAAUUAUCCUACGUAAGAGACCACGGCCCACAGGUCUAGUGAACGAAAGGAAACGAUUAGUCUAGUAAAAAAAAAAAUAAAAAAAAAUCAAGGUACGGUAAUGACAAAGUUCAAGGUGUACGUCUCUCUUGGGUGGACAAACAUCUCUACUCCUCCUUCACCCCACCACGGCCUGAAAACAGUGAACUUAGACAGUGACCAAACUCCACCUUGAAGUACAUCCCAGUGCCAACAACGUACAGUACUGCGUGUUUGUGCCCACCAUUAAGAUGUGACUUAUGAACGAGAGCCACAUGAUCAGUGAAGUGAACCUGGCAGGUGUGUGAAGUGUAAACAACAGUGAAGUGAACCAGGCAGGUGUGUGAAGCGUAAACAACAGUAAAGUGAGCCUGGCAGGUGUAAGUGUGAAGUGUAAACAACAGUGAAGUGAGCCUGGCAGGUGUAAGUGUGAAGUGUAAGCAACAGUGAAGUGAACCUGGCAGGUGUAAGUGUGAAGUGUAAACAACAGUAAAGUGAACCUAACAGUUGCAAGUGAAGUACAAACAACAUUAAACCUGUCAGCUGUAAAUGAAGUGUAAACAACAGUGACGAAAGCCUGGCAGGUGUAAGAGUGAAGUGUGUGGUGCUGGUGCUUAGAGGUCAACACAACAGUGAAUGAGGUCACCACAACGCCGCCACCCAACACACCACCUCACAAUGUCGCUACAGGAGCCGCCAGUCCACGUCAAGACCACCUUCGGGUUCAUGGGGGCAGUGGGUGUGGUGGUGAACAUCGUCCUCUUCAUUGUGGACAUUGUCUCUGAUGCCCUCCUGGCCUAUGUCCUCUGGAAACAGGCAGACAAGAUGGAGAACAAGGACGUCCAAUCAGAGCUGUUCACCUGGUUCAUCAUCACACUCUGCAUCAUCAUCCUGCCCAUGGUUGUCAUCAACAUAUUCAGUCUGUUGUGGUACUGGCAGAACAAGAUUUGUCUGGGAGACUACUGCGUCCUGCACAAGAUGAGCACCUCACAGGCCAUCAUCAGGGUCUUCAUCCAUCUCCUCCUUCUUGGACCACUGAUUCGGUAUCUGGAUAUCUUAAGGUAUGGCAUUAAGAUGAAGCGGGAGGUGAAGCACGUGGAGAUGGGUACCAACGGUGCUCAUGUACAGAGAAGAACACCCAGGGGGGAGGUCCAUGCUGUCCUGCAUAUGAUAAUAGGAAGAGACACCGCCAUGCUGGACAUGAUGCACAGUUUCCUGCAAGAUGCACCACAACUUAUUUUUCAAAUCUUCCUGUUGUACCGGAGUCCUAAAAUCAUCAUUGGCACUGAAAAAAUUUCUCCAACGACCACAGCAGUACAGGUAUGGAAAGUCUUGCUGGGCGUGUUUGCCAUGUCAUGGUCAUUGGUGUCAUACCAAGAUGAACUACGUCGUACAGUGCCAAACAAGACUCCGCUGUCCUGCUGUGCCACCACUACCUGCCUCUUCUGGCGGGCAGCUAUGAUUACCUCCAGAAUAAUCGCUAUUGGUUCAUUCACAGCAAUACUUCCAGCAGGCCAGAACCCUCAAACGGCACUUUCUCUAAGCUGGACAGACUCUGGUGGGAAUCUGGUAAUACCCUAUCCUGUCGUGGCUAUGUGCAUCCUGAUAGGCCACUGGCUCAUCAUGACUGCCUGGCUACACGCACAGGGAACAACAUUCUGUUCCCAAGAAAACGGCAGUGGCCGACCAGUGCUGGAACUAUUGUAUAACUGUGUCAUGGGACUUGUUCAUAUCUUCUGCUACAUCAACGUUAAAGACACACCUUCACGCAGACGUAUGGUGUUCUUUUAUACCUUCUGUCUCAUAGAGAACUCUGCGAUUAUUGCCGUCUGGUAUGUUGAGAUGGUGAUGUUCCCAGAAUGGUUCCGGGUGGGCCUGAUAUUCAGCGUGGAGAUGCUUUGGUUGGUGGGUCUGUGUUGUGUCAUCGGUUACUACGGUUUUCUCCACCCAGAUCACACUGACCUAAUUCAACACAGAGAACAAGCCUCGUGGCGUCGGUAAUCUCUCCUCUAUAAAUUAUUAUGUGGGUUUUGAAGGUGACAACUGAUCAGUCAAUUUAGUAUUACUGACGACACUACUUAACCCCUUGUGUAUGGGCUCAUCUUUGUAAAGGGGUUACGAGUUUUGUUACGUUUGCAAUAAUAUAUUAGUACAGUAGGCUCUCACCAAGAACGUUUAAUAGGUGCCUGAAAAACACCGUUAUUAGCGAAAACGUUAUUAAUGUGACAUUAAAAUACAUGU
Messenger RNA from Homarus americanus (American lobster), 2411 nucleotides. RefSeq names its product XK-related protein 6-like. The transcript has 10 exons. The record is from RefSeq and is a predicted model, not a curated record. Gene Ontology annotation, cellular component: plasma membrane. Gene Ontology annotation, biological process: apoptotic process involved in development; phosphatidylserine exposure on apoptotic cell surface; engulfment of apoptotic cell. NCBI's taxonomy places the organism in Eukaryota, Metazoa, Arthropoda, Malacostraca, Decapoda, Nephropidae. The coding region runs from base 807 to 2171 and encodes 454 amino acids.